GUGUGUAUGUGUGUCGCAUUGACAGAAGGCACUAUACGGAUACAAGCUAUUCUUACCGCGCCUCCAUAGCGCUUUGUGUUUCAAGUAGAAGCAGCAUGGAGUGACAUUUUGUGUCUGUUAGCGCUGAUAACCAUUAAAAUCCUGAUAUGAGCGAUUUGUGGUGACAUUAUAUUGUACUUUAGUACCAGAAUAAAGCGGUAAAGAUGCAGAAGCAGCAGGGAGUGCGGGUUUUACUGACGCUCUGGUUCUUCAUAGAGUGUAUAGAGGCGAAGAAGUACUGCUGGUAUUUUCAGGAAGGACUUCCCACCUACUUCAUAUGCCGUUCUUAUGAGGAUUGCUGUGGGACUCGCUGCUGUGUGAGAGCUCUCUCCAUCCAGAGACUCUGGUACUUCUGGCUGUUAUUGAUGAUGGGAGUGCUGUUUUGCUGUGGAGCUGGUUUUUUUAUACGACGACGUAUGUAUCCAUCUCCUCUAAGGGAAGAGCCUGCCUUUAAUGUAUCAUUCACCAGACACCCUGUGAGCACACCAGUCUCUCAACAGCCUGGCAUUCAGGGCUACGGUGACCCCAGCGUUGCCAUGACGAUGCCUAUGGCCCCUGCCUACCCUGGCCAACCCAGCACAGCCCACAUGAUGAGUUCAUACCCACCACCACCAUCCUACUGCAACCAUCCUCCUCCCUCAUACGAUCAGGUCUUCAACACCACAGAGAAGAAGUAAAUCAGCAGACCUACACAUCUGCACAGGUGGCACACUACAGCGGAUCAGUGAUCUGAGUCAGGACACCCUGACUGUGCCCAACAGCUCUGGCAGCCCAGAACGCCCUUGUGUAGCUUUUUAAUUUGUACGCUUGUUUUAGGAUGCAGCAUUGUUAUCAUACAUUGUUUAACGGUCAGUAUUUUAUAGUUGGACAUUUUAUCAGACUGUCUAAUAAAAAGGGACAUUUUUGCAUGAAAGGAUGAUGCAGAACAGGACCUGCACAUGCCGAACUCUAGAAAAUGUGGGUAAAUAAGGGAUUCUUGUUAACUUGUACAGACGAAAAAUACUGAGUGCUCUUUUAACUGUUCAGGACAGAACCCUAUUGCUGUGGUGCAUAUUCAAACCAUUUGGAUGAAAAAAGGCCUGGAUUAGUGGCAAAAAUCAGACAAAUACUUUUGAGUAAACUCUCAGUAUGGUACCUGCACACUACUGAACGUGUUUAAACUCAACAUGAAGAGGAACUCCACAAGCAUGGACAGCCCAAAUAAACCAUGAAUACUAAGCACAUGGAUAUGUAAGGAAAAGCCACAGUUCACCCUGUUCAUCACAAGUGAAGCUGGUCCACACCAGCCAGUGGUCCUUGCAAUACAUGCAGUCAGUUUUCUUAAUCCUACAAAACAGCAUCAGGUUAAAGCUGGACCUCUGACCUCUGACUGACUGAAUAGUGGAGUCACUGAGAACAUUUGUUCACUAGUUUCAGUAAGCAUCUUAAAUGUGGGCAGGCAACCCAUCCAUAAAGAAUCCGGAAGAGGCAGAUUUGGAGUGGUCUGGUAUACCCAAUUAGUUCUAGUGGUCAAAUGGUGUAAACGUAAUGUUGGCAAAAGGCAUGCUUUUCCAUUUAUUUACAUUUAGUUUUGAGUUUUCUGACAGGUCAAAUAUUUUAAAGCAAGAUUAUAGUCAGUGUUUGUUUUAUUACAAUACUUCUUUUUCUUGUGAGUGUUCAUUCUGAGGUUGCAUUUUUAGCAUGUUGAACUACAUGGCAUUUGCAAUUUAGGUCUAUGGCACAAGUAAAGGUCUAUGGCACAUAUGAAGCCUGCAUAAAAUUAAAAAGGAGACAUUUAGUGAACAAUGCUCCAGUUUGUAAACCUUUUUUCACUUAAUAGAGAAAGAUUUAUUUUUACCAGUAUCGCAAAUACUAUUUUUUCUGGCUUUAUACAUGUCCCCAUCUCAUUGGCUAGGAUUGGCUAAUGAAUCUUUCUCAAAUGGUUCAAAAAUUUACAAUUAAGGGGAUAAACUGUGGUAAUUAUCCAGAAAAACAGCUUUAUGAAUGCAGGUGAAAAGCUAAUGCUUUUUAAAUUUUGCUUUGGUUGCUACACUGACAUAAAAGACUUUUUAAAUGUCCUGUGGACUCUGGUUCGGCAAAAGUUAGACUUGUCUAAAUCAGUACAAUUUAGAAUCAGUUUUAUAUUUAAUUAACUAGGAAAAAUAUGUCAGUUAAUGAAAUCAAGUAAACACUAAAAUAAACCUUUUUGUUACUUGAGGAUUACACCCCAGUAAAAGGGUUGUUGUACCUGAAAUAUAAUUGUGGGCAAUAUAUCCAAAAUCCUGUUUUUGUGCUUUUAAUUACUGUAAUGAUUUAAAGUCGAAAUAAUUUUUUUAUUUGAAUAAUUUUUGCUUGCGCUUGUUUUCAUAUUCACACAACAAAACUGGUGCAGCAGUAAAUUACAAACUCUGAUCACAGUUUAUUGUAAACAACUGUUUAACAGAAAGCAUAUUGCUGUAGUGUGUAAACUUACAUGGCAGACGCCCAUUAGACGUGACCUUAUAACUUGCACUCGGCUUGUUUUAUUAAAGACACUCAUAACUAAAGUAUAAACUCCAAAGAAACCUGACAUUUAAAUUGGCACAGUCACACUACAAAAGGUUUUUUUUAAUCAAACCACAGUACUACAAAAGCUUUGAAGCUGUAAAUGCUAACAAUGGCUUUAUAACAAAGCAUUAAUUUGUUAAUGCUUCCAAAUAAUACAUUUUGGGGAUGUUUGGGUAUUUAGUACAAAUACAAAAAAUUGUAUAUGUAAAUCUGAGGUAAAUGUUUUUAUUGUUUUAUCACCCAGCCCUAAUAUACUGUGUACAGUAGACCCUUGAGUUAUGAACGGUUUACCAUAUGAACAUUUUGGGUUACGAAUGAUCUUUUUUAACUUAACGUACAAACAAAUUUCGGAUUACGAACCGAAAUUUGCGAAACACAUGACGUCACGAACAAGUCGACUCCAACCGUGAGCGGACGGUGUUUUUUAGGUGUAUUCUUUAUAUUUUGUAAAAUUCUAUAUUAAAAUGGCCUCAAAGAAGGUGCAGAGAAAGAGUAGUGGUGAGAAAAUAAAACAAUCUAUUAAUAUUGGUUGUUAUAUAAUUACUGCUGCCAGUAGCCUUCACUGUGUAUCAGACAGAGGGGACAGUUAGUGAGAGAGAAGAAGGAAGUUAUUAUUUCGUGCAAUUGCACCUACAAAAUACAACACUAUUGAAAUAAAGAAGGAAAUAAUAGAGAAAUAUGAGAGUUAUUGUUGUUUGUGGUAGAUACAUUUUAUAUAAAAAAGAAGGAAAUGUAUUAUGGUGUAUGGUACAGCACACGUACUGUACUGAAAUGUGAUGUGUGUUGUUUUAUGUACAGUACAGUACUACUGUGUAUUGUUGUUUAUUAUUGUUUAUUACAGGAAUGUCUAUUCUAUAAUUUAAGAUUUAAUGAAAAAUACACUUGUAUUUAUAACAAAAAACACCAUUUAAGACAUUAGAAAGGUUGGGUAAGGGGGUGAUUUGGGAGGUCUGGCACAAAUUAAUUCUAUUUACAUUAUUUCUUAUGGGAAAAAUAGGUUUAACUAACAAGCAUUUUGACUUAAGAACAGCACUUCGGAACCAAUUAAAUUCAUAAGUCAAGGGUCUACUGUAUAUUUACUAAAGAAACGUUAGUAACAAACUUCAUACUCAUUGAUUUCAUAAAGGUUUCUCAGCCGAAAGAUAAAUACUAAUGGUAAGUCUUUGAGGGUAAUACUCUAGUAACAAAAAGGUACAUUUCAGUGUUUCUUUAGUGUAUAAUGUUUUAAUUUUUUUAACACGGCAUAAAUUACUUAACCCUGUUACUUUAUUCUUUUUUUAACUUAGUAGACUUGCUAAGCUUGUGUAAAACAUGCUGUUUGUUAAUGUAAGUAAAUCUGAUUUUGAUGUGCCCAUGUCUUAACACAAAACAAGCAGGUGAAAAUUUAUCUGAGCAAAAGCAUUUACUUAAAAGCACAAAGUUCAAGAAAUUAAUAAUUGGUACAGUAAAUUUUGCUUUCAUUUAUUUAUUCAUCUUAAAGGUUUUAGAAAACUUUAAGAAGUCCUAGUUACAACCACAGCUACAUGUAUACAAGGUGUUGCUGUGUUCUUCUCACAGCAAGUACAAAAGAAACAAUAGGACAAUCAAUCAGCAGAUAGAACAUUUAGAAUUUAGUUGUGCAGUUUUCCAGGUUAAAAUUAAUAUCAACACUCAUCUUCAUGAUGUGCCUUCAAGCCUAGUUCCAUCCUUCUGGCUGUAGGACCUUACCGAAAUGAACCUUACUAGAGAAAGUUUUAGAUGUUAUGGUUUUGAGAUUAAAGGCAGACAAAAGUGAUCAGUAAAUGCAUUUAAGAGUUUUUGACUGGUGAUUGUGUACAUUUUAAUUGUUCUAUGCAAAGUACAGACAGGGUUAGUUAUACGUGAUACCUGCUUAGAUGUUGUGAAAGGUUUGUGCACUGUUUUGGCUGAAAGACAAGUGUUACAGGUGUAAAGAUAUUAAAAACAACAAAGCAAGAA
Molecule: messenger RNA, 4521 nt
Organism: Trichomycterus rosablanca
Lineage: Eukaryota; Metazoa; Chordata; Actinopteri; Siluriformes; Trichomycteridae
Gene: vopp1b
Product: VOPP1 WW domain binding protein b
Exons: 5
Coding region: 204-716 (170 amino acids)
Cellular component (GO): cytoplasmic vesicle membrane
Source: RefSeq, a predicted model, not a curated record